Aspergillus brunneoviolaceus CBS 621.78 is the source of this 1182-nucleotide messenger RNA. Its product is annotated as Zn(II)2Cys6 transcription factor domain-containing protein. Lineage: Eukaryota; Fungi; Ascomycota; Eurotiomycetes; Eurotiales; Aspergillaceae. The coding region runs from base 1 to 1182 and encodes 393 amino acids. The transcript has 3 exons. The record is from RefSeq and is a predicted model, not a curated record. Gene Ontology annotation, biological process: positive regulation of transcription by RNA polymerase II. Gene Ontology annotation, cellular component: nucleus. Gene Ontology annotation, molecular function: sequence-specific DNA binding; DNA-binding transcription factor activity, RNA polymerase II-specific; zinc ion binding.
AUGGCUUCCAAACGUUCUGCUGGCUCUAGCUCCCACAAGCUGCAAUCUCAGCUUGUAGCUGAACGUGAUGCGAAAUCAGUGGGACGAAAUCUGAAUUCCAAGACGCCAGGGCGGACCCUUGCUGCCUGCGAUACCUGUCGUCAGUCUAAGAUCCGUUGUAGUGGAGGAAACCCUUGCAUGGCUUGCCAAUGGUAUCCGAAAGGGUGCAAUUACAGUCCCGCAGGCAAGCUAGGCCGGCCAAAGGGCAGCAAGAACAAGCGGACCCUGUUACAGCAUAAUCUACAACUGGAAAAGGAGCAACCUACCAGGGUAGAUGAAGAUACAACUGGUCGAAGCAGCGGAACGGACACCCUGCAAUGGAACCGGCCCGGCCAGGAACAAUUGCAGGCUAGGCAACGGUCUUCGUCUCAAUCUGCAUCAGGCAUGAAUACGUUCGACUUUGACCUGGCACACAUCUUCGAUAGUGGGAUUGCCUUUGAAGAAGGCGGCAUUCCCAAGGAUAAUAUGGGUCAUGAUAUGUUACUCGAGAUGGACCAGAGUUACAUUGAGUGCAUGCGUACAGAUGGGGCUUCAGCGUUUGGGAAUCAGGGUUGCCUAGAUCAGGCCAUGCAAGCCAUAGGGAAUGCCAACCUAUCUACCAGCAACGAUGCAACGGGACAGCCGUGUAUGCCCAACUCCUCGUAUGCACCGACAUCUGGCCACUCUCGUGCCUCCUCCAUAUCUUCUGAGAGUCUGUUCACCCGUGGGACUUCGGGCUGUCUGUGCUUGCCACAACUUAUCAGACUGUUGUACCGUUUGCAAGAGCUCCAUUCGGCCCAUGAUCAAUACGCUGGAGAACCCUCCGUCGAGUCAGUUCUGCGUGGCGUGCAAACCGCGAAAUUGCCGUGGAAAGCCUUUAUGCACUGCGACGCGCACAGCGUCGAUGAUAAUGCCCGUAAGGCGCUUCUACUCUUUGCCAUGACCAUCCGUAUCCUAUUGUCAGCCGUUCGAAGGCUCAACAGUUCCAUUAAUCCGAGUCGGACGGAGGCCUUAUCGGCCAUUGCAGUCUCGGUGGGCACCUUCGAGCUAUUCGGGGAAACGAAAGCAGAAAUCAUUGGGGUUGUCGUUCGACGAUCUCUUGGGGCUAUAACUACGGCAUCGCAAUAUCUUUGGGAACGAGCCGGAACUCAACUGUUGGAUUAA